This is a messenger RNA of Oryza sativa Japonica Group (Japanese rice), 1134 nucleotides long. NCBI's taxonomy places the organism in Eukaryota, Viridiplantae, Streptophyta, Magnoliopsida, Poales, Poaceae. The record is from RefSeq and is a predicted model, not a curated record.
UCCAAUCCAAAUAACACUCCCCAAACCUAGGAUGCAAUGAAAAGAGUCAUGCGAGCUAGAUUUGUUCCUUCAUAUCAUGCACGUGAUUUGCUGCACAAAUUGCAACAACUUAGACAGGGAAACAAAUCUGUAGAGGAGUAUUAUCAAGCUUUGCAAACAGGAAUGCUUCGUUGUGGAUUGGUAGAAAAUGAUGAUGCUGGUAUGGCUAGAUUCAUGGGUGGGCUGAACCGAGAAAUUCAGGACAUUCUAGCCUACAAAGAAUAUAAUUCAAUUAAUCGUUUGUUUCAUCUUGCUUGUAAAGCUGAAAGGGAAGUACAGGGACGAAGAGCUAGCUUUAGGACUAACAUUUCUGCAGGUCGUGCUAGCUCUUGCACAUCUUCUAACGCUGCUGCACCGUCAACUCGAGCAGCAGCACCAUCGUCCUCAAGCAACAAGCUGCGUCCCUCUACAACAAACUCUACACCAUGCCCGAGUGAACCAACAAGAGGGGUUGCUGCUACACCUUCCAAGAGCUCAUCAUCAGUAGCUUCAUCAGGAAGGACAAGAGAUAUUCAGUGCCUACGCUGCAAGGGCUAUGGUCACGUGCGCAAGGACUGCCCAAGCACUCGUGUAAUGAUUGUGAGAGCUGAUGGUGGGUACUCCUCCGCUAGUGAUUUAGAUGAAGAAACCUAUGCUUUGCUUGCAACUAACAAUGCAGGGGAAGGUGACGCGCCCCACCAAGAUGAGGAACACAUUGGGGCUGAAGCUGCAGAGCACUAUGAGAGCCUCGUGGUGCAGCGAGUGCUAAGCGCACAAAUGGAAAGGGCUGAACAGAAUCAGCGCCACACCUUGUUUCAAACCAAGUGUGUGAUCAAGGAACGCUCUUGCCGCGUGAUCAUAGAUGGAGGAAGCUGCAAUAAUUUGGCUAGUGCUGAAAUGGUGGAAAAACUUGCAUUGAGCACACAGCCACAUCCACAGCCCUACUAUAUUCAAUGGCUUAAUAGCAGCGGCAAGGUAAAGGUAACACGAUUGGUAAGAGUACAUUUUGCCAUUGGUUCUUAUCAUGAUUCAAUCAACUGUGAUGUUGUGCCUAUGCAAGCAUGUUCUAUGUUAUUAGGUAGGCCAUGGUAGUUUGAUAAAGAUUCUUUACACUUU